GGUUUCUGCAUGAAUGACAUAAAGAUUCUUGGUGGGUAAGACGGUAUAUUAUUCAUUCAUAUCUCAAACAGCAAUAAUAGAACAUGGGACACGGCACGUCAGGAAUAGAGAACAAGUGUCAAGCUUGGCUCAACUUAUAAAGAGGAGACUCUGCCAACUCUUAUUCUUCUCUAAAUCAGAGAUCGUAGAGAGAGAAGAAGAAUACUCAUAAUGCCUUGGUUUUUCAUAAUAUUCCUUCUCGGUUUCACAUUUAAUAACCCCUCAGAAGCCAGCCAUGGAAAGAAACUUCCAUCUGCAGUUGUCGUUGGCACUGUCUACUGUGACACAUGCUUCCAAGAGGAUUUCUCAAGGAACAGUCACUUCAUUUCAGGUGCACAUGUUGCUGUAGAAUGCAAAGAUGAGAAAUCAAGACCAAGUUUCAGAGAAGAAGCAAAAACAGACGAGCAUGGAGAAUUCAAGGUUCAUUUGCCUUUCUCAGUGAGCAAACACGUAAAGAAAAUUAAGAGAUGUUCAGUGGAGUUACUAAGUAGCAGCGAGCCUUAUUGUGCUGUGGCAUCCACAGCAACUUCAUCAUCACUUCGUCUCAAGUCAAGAAAGGAAGGAACACAUAUAUUUUCAGCUGGUUUUUUCACCUUCAAGCCUGAAAAAGAACCGUUCUUAUGUAAUCAAAAACCAAGUAUAGAAAAUCGCAGGGAAUUCAGUUCCAAAGAAGCCUCUCUACCUUCUUUUGAUAACCCAACAUUUCCACCUCCACUUCAAGACCCGAAAACAACUGUUCUCCCUCCUCUUCCUCCGCUUCCAAUAUUGCCACCAUUACCGCAACUCCCUCCUCUCCCACCUCUUCCAGGGCUACCUUUUCUUCCACCAAUUCCAGCAAAUACAGAAAAUACCAAACCUACAGAAUCUCGUAAGAGCACAACAUUACCAGAUGAGAAAGCGGUGCAACAUCCUAAUCAGUUUGGCUUUCCAACACCACCACUUUUUCCACCAAACCCUUUUCAGCCACCUCCAAUAUUUCCUCCAAUAAUUCAGCCACCUCCACUAUUUCCACCCAUACUUCCUCCUAACCCACUUCAGCCUCCUCCAAUACCAUCCCUUCCGUUGCCACCAAUACCAUCCCUUCCGUUGCCACCAAUACCAUCCCUUCCGUUGCCACCAAUACCAUCCCUUCCGUUGCCACCAAUCCCUGGCCUAACUCCAUCACCACCACCUCCCUUCUCACUUGUUCCUCCUCUCCCUCUUCUCCCUCCUCUACCUCCUCUCAUCCCUGGAAUCCCCCCAGCUUCUUCAUCUUCACAGAAAACAUCUCCUUGACUGAACAGUGAAAACUAUCUAGCUAUCACUGCAUAGCUUCCAAAAACAACUAUCUAUGGCUUUUAAACCCAGAAUUUACCUUUUCUUUAUUAUUUUCUUUCUAGUGGAGUUCUGCUUGUUUAGUAUCUAGUAGUGUAUUUAUGUAUUUCUGUCAAUAAAAGAUCACAGAUAUUAUUGCA
Messenger RNA from Populus nigra (black poplar), 1493 nucleotides. RefSeq names its product vegetative cell wall protein gp1-like. NCBI's taxonomy places the organism in Eukaryota, Viridiplantae, Streptophyta, Magnoliopsida, Malpighiales, Salicaceae. The transcript is spliced from 2 exons. The record is from RefSeq and is a predicted model, not a curated record. Bases 211 to 1314 code for a protein of 367 amino acids.